AUGCGCAAGGGGGCAGGCAUAUCGGGACUCUCCCGCCAAACAGCACAGGCCAGCAGCUACAACGCCCUCGGCAGUGCCCUCACCGCUCAACAACUGACCUCCCUCGAGAGCUCGCUCGAUGGCUUCCGCGAGCAGCUCGUGGCCUUUGCAGCCGCGCACCGUGCCGAUAUCCGCAAGGACCCAGCAUUCCGACACCAGUUUCAAAAGAUGUGUGCGGCCAUCGGCGUCGACCCCUUGGCCGGCGGUGCCAAGAGCGCUUGGUGGGCCGAGCAACUCGGUCUCGGUGAAUGGUCCUGCGAGCUCGCACUCCAGAUCGUCGAUGUGUGCGUCUCCACUCGCGAACGGAACGGCGGGAUCAUCGAAAUGGGCGAGUUGAUACAGCGUGUCGAGCACAUGCGUCGCGGGACAAAGGCCGAUGCCAACAACACCGCCGCCCGCACCAACGCCGCUGCCGCUGACGGAGCGUUCACCGAGGACGACAUCAAGCGUGCGCUCGAGCUUCUCGGUCCCCUUCGCGCAGGCUACACGCUCGUCACGGCCGGCGGCACAACAUUUGUGCGCUCUGUGCCCCGUGCCCUCGACACGGAUCAGUCCAUGCUCCUCGUCCUCGCAUCCGAGACGGGCGGUGCGCUCACCGAGGCCGACGUCCGCGACCGUACUGGAUGGCCGGCCAUGCGCGCACGCACCGCUCUGGACGACUGCGUCAUGCGCGAAGGCCUCGGAUGGGUCGACGAGCAAGCCGACCACCGCACCGUCUGGCUGGUUGCAGCUGUCGACUUUGCCGAGUAG
Messenger RNA from Apiotrichum porosum, 789 nucleotides. RefSeq lists its product as uncharacterized. The record is from RefSeq and is a predicted model, not a curated record. Gene Ontology annotation, cellular component: ESCRT II complex. Lineage: Eukaryota; Fungi; Basidiomycota; Tremellomycetes; Trichosporonales; Trichosporonaceae. Gene Ontology annotation, biological process: protein transport to vacuole involved in ubiquitin-dependent protein catabolic process via the multivesicular body sorting pathway. The transcript has a single exon. Bases 1 to 789 code for a protein of 262 amino acids.